AUGCAAUCAUCGUCUACGUCGUCUUCGAACUGGGACUUCACUCCGGUGAUUAACCUACUACGUUCGCCCACCUACGGCGAUGGUUACCAGACCGGCCUCUCUCGCCACCAUGAGUCUCGCCGGAGUCCAUCCACCUCGGGAUCUUCUACGCCUAAGAACAUCGUGAAGCACCCGAGCCUUCAAACCAACGAUGUGGCUUCUCAACCCGAUAGCUCCCCUAAACUCGGCGAUUUCAGCACUCUCUGGAAUGCUUUGGGUCCUACCUCCACCCCUGUCAAGACAGAGGCUGGGGCGUACGGAGAACAUCCGGCCCCGAAGGUUGCUGCUGAGCAGCAAUAUCAGCGAUCACCACGAAUUGAAAUUUUAAAACGACCGGCACAGACAAGGGACGUUGGAAGCUUCAGUGAUGAGCUUCCCCGGACUCCUCCUAAGCCCAUCCCUGGUUCCGGCACCGCCAAAUCCGGUAAAUCUACUGCUAGAAGCAGCAAAUCCAAACAACCAUCCCAGAAUACGUAUUCCUUCGAGUCUAGCUCCCCGGGAAGCAGCGCGGAAGCAGACUCUGAUGUCAGUAUCUUCGAUCCGACUUUCUCAGGAGGGAAGGGCGUUCUGUCUUUGGUCCCUCCGCAGGUGGACGCACCACCUAUUAUCAAAAAGCCUUGCGAAACACCACCAUCAUCUUAUGACGAACGUGAUGAAGACUUGACUCCCAGGGGCAUCAAGAAUGUUCCCAGCUGCGGCUCUAUCCGUGUCCAGCCUCUUGCAUACAAAUUAUCCUCCGAAAGGAGGGUUGGCCUUUUAACCAAACUUUUACACAACUUCCCUGAGUACGCGGAGACUGUUGCACAGCUUGGUCGCUCUGCGAAUCCAAGCCGCACUGCACAGGCCUCCCGUCCUAUCCAUGUCUUUAUUGACAUGUCCAAUGUAAGUUGCGUUCUUCAGCACAAUCAAAUAAUUUCUAGACUGACCCCGUCUUCUCUGAUGCAGAUCAUGGUAGGAUUUCAUGAUUCUGUAAAAGUAUCACGAAACAUACCAGUGACGACACGCAUCCGACGAGUGCCUCUCUCGUUUCAGAACUUUUCUCUGAUACUGGAGCGAGGUAGGCCGGCUUCCAAACGAGUACUGGUGGGAUCCGAUCGGUUCGCGGCGAUUGACGAGGGCGAGAAGCUUGGCUACGAGGCGAAUAUCCUCGACCGAGUGCAGAAGGUGAAACAGCCAACUCGCCGUCAGUUGCGGUUCCGGAAGAAUACUCGGGGCGCUCAGGAUGGCAGUGGUUCUGAAACGAACGACGUGCCUCCCGGGCGAUGGGUCGAGCAGGCUGUGGACGAAAUUCUGCACCUGAAGAUCCUGGAAAGCCUGUUGGACACCGAUGAACCGGCGACCAUCGUGCUCGCGACGGGAGAUGCGGCGGAAGCCGAAUACUCGGGCGGGUUCAUGCGAAUGGUCGAGCGGGCGCUGCAGCGCGGGUGGAAUGUGGAACUGGUGAGCUUUUCGCAAGUGACCAGCUACGCCUAUCGCAAGAAGGAAUUUCGAGCCAAAUGGGGCGAUCGAUUCAAGCUGAUCGCGUUGGAUGGUUACAUCGAGGAGUUGAUGGCAUGCACAUAG
Messenger RNA from Aspergillus melleus, 1602 nucleotides. Its product is annotated as NYN domain-containing protein. The record is from RefSeq and is a predicted model, not a curated record. The transcript has a single exon. Gene Ontology annotation, cellular component: nucleus. Bases 1 to 1602 code for a protein of 533 amino acids. Gene Ontology annotation, biological process: protein import into nucleus. Lineage: Eukaryota; Fungi; Ascomycota; Eurotiomycetes; Eurotiales; Aspergillaceae. Gene Ontology annotation, molecular function: guanyl-nucleotide exchange factor activity; small GTPase binding.